AUGAGUGAAACAGACAAGCUUAAUGUUGAAAGUAUCAUCUCUAGAUUACUAGAAGUUCGUGGUUCUAGGCCUGGUAAAAAUGUCCAAUUGUCGGAAAGUGAAAUUCGUGGUUUAUGUUUAAAAUCGCGUGAAAUAUUUUUGAGUCAACCUAUCCUAUUAGAACUAGAGGCUCCUUUAAAAAUCUGUGGUGAUAUUCACGGGCAGUACUAUGAUUUAUUAAGGCUUUUCGAAUAUGGCGGUUUUCCACCUGAUUCUAAUUACUUAUUCCUGGGUGAUUAUGUUGAUCGUGGCAAGCAAUCACUGGAAACAAUUUGCUUACUCUUAGCAUAUAAAAUUAAGUAUCCCGAGAAUUUCUUUUUGUUACGAGGGAAUCAUGAAUGCGCUAGUAUUAAUAGAAUAUAUGGAUUUUACGAUGAAUGUAAAAGGAGGUACAAUAUCAAACUGUGGAAGACGUUUACCGAUUGCUUUAAUUGUUUACCAGUAGCAGCUAUAUUAGACGAAAAGAUCUUUUGUUGUCAUGGCGGUCUAUCUCCGGAUCUUAUGUCUAUGGAACAAAUUAGAAGAAUCAUGAGACCAACAGACGUUCCUGAUCAAGGAUUACUAUGCGAUUUAUUAUGGUCGGAUCCUGAUAAAGAGAUAAUGGGCUGGGGUGAGAAUGAUCGUGGAGUCUCAUACACGUUUGGUGGUGAGGUCGUUGGUAAAUUCUUAAGCAAACAUGACUUGGAUUUGAUUUGUCGCGCACAUCAGGUUGUGGAAGAUGGCUAUGAAUUUUUUGCUAAGCGUCAAUUGGUUACACUAUUUUCUGCACCUAAUUAUUGUGGUGAAUUCGAUAAUGCUGGUGCUAUGAUGAGUGUCGAUGAGACAUUAAUGUGCUCGUUCCAGAUUCUUAAACCGGCGGAUAAGAAGAAAUUUUCUUAUAGCAAUGUCAAUCCUGGAAGGCCUAAUACACCUCCAAAAAAUCAGAAACCAAAAGGCGUAAAAAAAUAA
Trichoplax adhaerens is the source of this 987-nucleotide messenger RNA. RefSeq names its product protein phosphatase 1 catalytic subunit gamma isoform. The coding region runs from base 1 to 987 and encodes 328 amino acids. The record is from RefSeq and is a predicted model, not a curated record. NCBI's taxonomy places the organism in Eukaryota, Metazoa, Placozoa, Uniplacotomia, Trichoplacea, Trichoplacidae. Gene Ontology annotation, cellular component: nucleus; cytoplasm. Gene Ontology annotation, molecular function: protein serine/threonine phosphatase activity. The transcript is spliced from 8 exons.